GCAUACAACUGUAUAUUAAUAUUGGAGUCUCUUAUUUACUAUAUUUCUUUUUACAUUAAGGCAGCAUGAUACAUGUCUUGACGUCCACUUGCAACAUUCUCGCAUGGAGUCAUUCAUGUUGUCCUAAAUGUAGUUGGGUACAGCCCUGUGACCAUAAAAGAAGAAAACCGCAUUUCACAGUCUUCAGUCAAGCAUAGACAUGCCCCAUUCUGAGUGUGAAACCGGUUCGAAAGUUUCGGACCCACAACAUUCCCAGAAACUCCUCAGGGUGCUGCGCGUCUUCUGGCAAGAGCACAGUUUCCACGAUGCGCUGCUGGUGGUGGAUGGGGAGGAGCUGCCUGUCCAGAAAAACAUCCUGGCUGCUGCUAGCCCUUAUAUCAGGACCAAGCUGAACUACAAUCCUCCAAAGGAAGAUGGGUCUACGUACAGAAUCGAGCUGCAGGGCGUCUCCAUGGCCAUCAUGAAAGAGAUCCUGGAGUAUAUCUUCAGCGGUGAAAUCACUUUGAGUGAAGAGACCAUCCAGGACAUGGUGCAGGCGUCCGACAUGCUCCUCAUGACUGACCUCAAGUCCCUCUGCUGCCAGUUCUUAGAGAGCUGCAUCACUGCAGAGAACUGCAUCGGCAUCCGGCUCUUCUCUCUGCACUACUGCCUGUACCACGUCCACUACGCCGCCACCGAGUUUCUGCAGACACAUUUUGGCGAUGUGGCGCUCUCCGAGGAGUUCAGGGAGCUGCCCCUGGACCGGCUCUGCGAGGUGUUGGCCAUGGAGAAGCUGAACGUGGGCAACGAAAGGCACGUGCUGGAGGCUGUGGUGCGAUGGUUCGCGCACGACCCAGAGGACCGCAGGGUCCACAUGAGGGAAGUGAUGUCUGCAGUAUGGCUGCAAGGCCUGGAUGUCAGUUACCUGAGAGAGCAGGCCAUGGGGGAGCCGCUGAUGAGGGAGGUGAUCAGAGAGUACUGUCAGCCGGUGCUGAGUGCUGGGGCUCUGCAGGGUGAGGCUCUGCUUGCUGCCUUCAAACCCAGAGGUUACUCAGAGUGUAUAGUUGUCGCCGGAGGAGAGGACCGCAAAACCAGGAAGCCAACUGCUGUGACGCACUGCAUGUGUCCGCUCUACGACACCAACAGACAGGCCUGGAUCGAGCUGCAGCCAAUGAGUGUAGCCCGCCUCGGCCACGGGGUGGUCGCUGCCGAGGGUUUUCUGUUUGUGAUGGGCGGAACAGACGAACACAGCACAGUCCUGGACAGUGGAGAGAAAUAUGACCCUGACUCCAACACCUGGAGCCCCAUACCCCCAAUGCUGCAGGCUCGUCAGAACUUUGGUGUGGUCGAGCUGGACGGUCUGAUAUACAUUCUCGGAGGAGAGAAUGAAGCAACGGAACUGAUCACUGUUGAAGUGUUUGACCCUCACUUGAAUACCUGGAAAAUGCAGACCAGCAUGACCAUGAUCCGCAAGGUCGGCUGCUACGCUUCCAUGAAUAAGAAGAUCUAUGCCAUGGGUGGGGGCUCCUACGGAAAGCUGUUUGACUCCGUUGAAUGCUUUGACCCCAAAACCCAACAGUGGACGGGCCUCUGCCCUCUGAAAGAGAGAAGGUUUGGUUCGGUGGCGUGCGGUGUCGGCCAGGAGCUCUAUGUGUUCGGUGGGGUUAGAAGCCAAGAGAACGACAAUCCCGAGCAAAGACACAUGAUGACCUGCAAGUCUGAGUUCUACCAUGACGAGAUGAGGAGGUGGAUGUUUCUGGAUGACCAGAACCUGUGCAUCCAGACCAGCUCGUCCUUUGUUUACGGUGCUGUGCCCAUCGGAGCCAGCAUCUACGUAGUGGGAGACCUGGACACGGGAACAAGCUUCGACUACAUCCGGGAGUUUCGCCGGAGCACCGGGACGUGGCAUCGCACCAAGCCUAUGUUACCCACCGACCUCUCCAAAACCGCCUGCGCCGCUCUGCGCAUCGCCAACUGCCGACUGUUCCGCCUUCAGCUGAGUCAGGGCAUGUUCCGAAUCAGAAUCUGACUCCACGUUUGCACACCGGUACUUUCUACCUGCUGUAGUCUGGUUAGAUGUUGAGGAUUGUUAAUGUCUGUUCAGAGGGUUAGGGUUUUUUUACUCAAGAUUUUUUUCCUGUAUGACUUGAUGGGACAAAAGUUCAUCUAAACAAGUUUUUAACAUCAUGGGUUUUGUGGAUUUUUUUUUUAGAACUCUAAAUAUUAUUUUUUUUUAACAUGGGAUUUGAUUGUUUUUGGCAUUGUGUUUUAAUGGACAUUCCUCCCUGUAAUGUUUACUGGUAAUAAUGUUGCUCUGUGUGGGAUUUAAAUGUACAAUAUGUUAUUUCUGCCGUUAGGGGGUCUCUCAUAACAAAACAAUAACAAACUUCUACUGGGCCGAAUUAUCGUCCUCUCCGCUGAUUAAAACCACUAAAAACACUGAAUAAAGUAGUUCCACCUUAAAAUCAUCACUGCUUCUCCCACACUGUUGGACAGACAAAGGACGUCCCGGAGGGGCUGCGAGCCGAGCUGCUGCUAACGUUAGCUCGGCUUUGAAAGCUAAAAUCCUUCAUCUGGUUAAAAUAUAUAGUUAAAAACCACCAAGAUGUAAAAAGUGUAUAUACAUAUAUCAAGUAAGUACACAAUGAUUGUGACUUUGAUCCUAGACAGGCCAAAGUCACAGUGUGUGAGGACCUUCAGUGCCAUGAUUGUCAGUGGAAACUGACAUUUUUUGCUAUCUUUCUGCCUAUAGAUUAAGAAACCCCAGCUAUGCAGCAAAUCGAUCAUAGACAAUGUAGAAAUCACUAACUGAGGUUGUAGAGGAUGAAGGUUGUCGAAAGAAAUCCCGAACUAAUCCCAGAAUGCUUUGCAUUAACUGAAUGUUUGCACGUCAGAGCACCAGUGCUUUGCUUGAUAGUCUGUUUUUAUCUUUGACCAACCUAGCCUGCUCAGAAAUAGAUGUCGCUGCGACCGACACUCUUGAGUUUCUUGAUGUGUUGCAGCCUCCGUGACCUCUGACCUGGCUUUCCAGUCAGUACAGUUUUGGCAUCCCUUGACCCCAUUUGUUCUGUGUGAGUUACAGCUGCUGCUGUCUGUCCUCAGCUCAGGGGCAGCACGUACAAAGUAAACACACAGCGUCAGUGGAGCUCAUGGAGUGUUAAUACAAACACACCUCUUAAAGACACUCGUUGAAACUGAGGUAUGAACAAUAAAGCCCAAUACAAAGUAGUCUUAAAAUUGUAAAAAAAUCCAUGCUCUUGCUAGUAAAUUUUAAACAAGUACUGUACAGUUAUGUGUUCUUGUGUGGAAAACAUUAAAAUCAGUGUAGCAUAUUAGCUCUCUAAUAAUCAGGGUAAGCAAACAGUUUUUUUUAAAUGUAAAUACACAAUUUGGGAUCCAAAUCUAAACAAAACCCACCCCCAGCAUCCCUUUGCACCAGCUGAACCUAAGUUCCCCAGCAUUAACUGAUACAUUGCAACUAUUUGCAAUAGAUCAUUUAUUUACAGUUUUUUUUCCACUAAGGUUAAGAUGUCUCACACGUACGGUCAUAAAUAGUAAUAGAAGUAGCUGAAGUCAGCUGCUUAACAGUUAAAGUUAUCCUAUGGAGUUGCAGGUCUUACAAUACACGGCCCAAGUGGUGUAAGUGGACUGUUACCAUCCAGUGUAGAUUGCACUGACGAGUCAUUUUCAUCAUAGUUUUCGUCGAUAAUAAUAAUAAAAAUGUUUUGAAAAACAAAUGUUUAUGUCGACAGAAACGAAAUCUGAGUGAGGAAAAAAAAAGACAAAAAUGUUACUUGAAAGGCACUACAAGCUAAAAGAAAUCACUGCUGUCUUGUACUGUGUAGAGGAGUGAAGAAAUGUAGAGAAAUGUUUAAAUAAUGCAUUGCACUUUAACUAAACACUAAAGUUACUGUACAUUUAAUCGACUGAAAUCAUGUGAUAUUUAGUCGAUUAAAGCAAGCCAGUCUUUAAACGCUUUGCUGAAUAGAGACUGAGCAUUAACUGACUUUCUCCCAACUUUUGUUGCUCAAACUAGGUGGAAACAAUUGACCUUUCCUAAGCCACGCCCCUUUUGGAACCUCUUUCUACUUUCCUGUACUUAGAUAUGCUAUGUGCUAGGCUAAUCUAUAUUGAAAGGACAACCACAUUUUGACACACAAGAUGGUUAAAAAAGUUAAAGCAACAUAGGCUUUAUAUAGUCACAUCUUAAGUUGGUUAAAGUUAGCAGAAUUAAGUUUAAGGAAGGAGAAAGUUGACCCAGGUUCUGACUGAGGCUUGCUCAACUGUUAUUGGAGGACAUAGCAAAAAAGGGGCAGGUUAGGGUUGGGAAGGGUCAAUUAGAGAGUUUAAAAAGAAAACCUGCAUUGCAGAACCAGGGGCUUUAGGGCAAUGACAUGCAGAAGUCGUGAGCUGGUAAACACUGUCAUACCGUAUAUAUCGUUGGUCGGGAUAUCCAAUUUCAAUGUUAAUAAUAAUGUAUGUUAAAAACAAAAUAUUGUUGUUUGCUAUAUGCCACUUUCUUCACUGCGAAGGAGAAUGGGGUGAGAGCAUUGUUUCAGGUGAGGUGUGUCCUUGAAGUAAGGGGCAUUGUUUGUUAGUGGCUGUUCUCAAUGCUGUUUGAGGAACUACUUUGCCUUUGGAAAUUGGUGAGCUCCAAUAUGACUAAAGCUAACUUAGUCAAAAGACUAUGACUUAAACUAAAUCACACAUUUCUGUCAAAAUGAACGAAAAUGGUAUAUUGAAUAUUGUGCUAAAUAAAUGAAAGGGUCAGUAUUGCUACUGUAUCACACCCCAGUUGAAACAGUUCUCAUACAGUAUGUUCACACUGAUAUGACACACCAGCUGAAAAAGGAUUUCCUGGAGCUCUACAAAGCAGCAGGACCAUUCUGAAUAUUGCUCUUCCUUAUUUUUGCUUAGACACUUAACAUUCCAUAGUGUCUCAUCAUUUACAGUAAAUACAUCCAGUUUCCGAGCUGCUCUGUACCCUAAACAAUGCUUGCUCUCACAUGUUAACACCUUAUGACUAGCUGUGUUGUGAUACACUGGUACACGCACAUAAGGGAAAAUAAUAGCACUCUAAACUGAAAAUAGUCUUUAACCAAAGUUGUGUUGUGAAAGGUGGGGUGUGAACUGCUUCAGUUUGUACUUUUGUAACUGAUGCAUGAGGAAGUUUCGUAAGAUGUUGCCCUGUGUGUCAUUCAUUUACGUCAAAGGAAUUAAAACACCAAAGUGGUCACUGA
Dicentrarchus labrax (European seabass) is the source of this 5219-nucleotide messenger RNA. RefSeq names its product gigaxonin (gene gan). Gene Ontology annotation, biological process: protein ubiquitination; cytoskeleton organization; regulation of cytokinesis. Gene Ontology annotation, cellular component: Cul3-RING ubiquitin ligase complex. The transcript has 13 exons. Bases 200 to 2008 code for a protein of 602 amino acids. The record is from RefSeq and is a predicted model, not a curated record. Gene Ontology annotation, molecular function: cullin family protein binding; ubiquitin-protein transferase activity. Lineage: Eukaryota; Metazoa; Chordata; Actinopteri; Moronidae.